AAAAUCUAAAGCUGUUGAUUGGUUUAAGCAAGCGCUGGCAACUUAUGAUAAAGAUGCUAGAUUGAACGAGCAGCUUUAUAGUUUACCCAUAACUGAGCUAUAUAGCAGCUAUGCCAAAGAAUUAGCUGCGCUGGGCAAUUAUGCAGAAGCUUUGCAGGUUUUAAAUAAAGCUGCAGAUACAAAUCCCACACUCUGGCUAAGACGACGUAGUGUAGAAGAAUGGCUGGAAAUUGGCAAACAAGUUUCACAGAGCUACGCUGCUCCAACGCCCAUUGAAAUGGGUUGUCGAGCUUUAUUUGCAGCCAAAACCAACAUGAAUUGCUUUUACCUGAGCAAUAACUCACAUUUUCUAUGGCUAGCACCACUAAAAGUAGAACAACUUAGCCUGGAACCAUAUCUAGCGCUAUUUCAUGAUGUCAUCUAUGCAACAGAAAUGAAUGAAAUGACUUACAUUUAUUACUUAAACUCUCAUGCGCAACUGAGUUCAAGCCAAAAAUCUAUUAAGGUGCAAAAAAAUGCAAGCGAUAUGCUUAACUAUCGCAUUAAGGAUAUGACUGGUUUGAGUAUUGAGCAGGAUACAGCAUUUGAAUUAAUUUCUCAUAAAGUAGCUGAACAUAAUCUUAGACACUCGGACUCACAGCCAGCAGCUGAACAAGCGCCAAAGCUUGGCGAUCGUUUGGCAACCAUUAUGUUUUUUUUAAAUGAAGUACCGCAAGGUGGCGCCACUAUGUUUCCUGCGCUAGAAUUGACUGUACAAGCCAAAAAAGGCGCCGCUUUAGUUUGGCAUAAUUUGAAUAACAAACUUAAAACUGAUAACAGAGUUGAUCAUUUGUUUUGCUCAGUGCUGGUGGGCUACAAAUUAACGCUGCUAAAGUAUCUACACGAACAACCACAAAUGCUUAAGCGGCCUUGCCUAAGAGUCUAAAAAUCUUUGCAUUAAGUUUGUAAAAAAAUUAAAUAGCAAACUUACUUAAUGUGC
This is a messenger RNA of Drosophila busckii, 979 nucleotides long. Its product is annotated as prolyl 4-hydroxylase subunit alpha-3-like. NCBI's taxonomy places the organism in Eukaryota, Metazoa, Arthropoda, Insecta, Diptera, Drosophilidae. The transcript has 6 exons. The record is from RefSeq and is a predicted model, not a curated record. Gene Ontology annotation, biological process: peptidyl-proline hydroxylation to 4-hydroxy-L-proline. The coding region runs from base 278 to 925 and encodes 215 amino acids. Gene Ontology annotation, cellular component: endoplasmic reticulum. Gene Ontology annotation, molecular function: procollagen-proline 4-dioxygenase activity; L-ascorbic acid binding; iron ion binding.